AUGGAGGAAGAGAAGGGAGUGGAGAAGACAUUUGCAGAACUCGGUGUGCGUGAAGAGCUUGUGAAGGCUUGCGAAAGAUUGGGAUGGAAAAUUCCAUCAAAAAUUCAAGCCGAAGCCCUUCCUUAUGCUCUUGAAGGGAAAGAUGUAAUUGGACUUGCGCAAACCGGAUCUGGUAAAACCGGAGCCUUUGCUUUGCCAAUAUUGCAGGCACUUCUUGAGCAUGUUUAUGAUUCUGAGCCUAAGAAAGGGCGUAGACCUGAUCCUGCUUUCUUCGCUUGUGUUUUAUCUCCAACUCGAGAGCUUGCAAUCCAGAUUGCUGAGCAGUUUGCAGCUCUAGGAUCUGAUAUAAGUCUUAGGUGUGCUGUGCUUGUUGGAGGUUUAGACAGAAUGCAACAAACCAUUGCUCUUGCGAAACGGCCUCAUGUUAUUGUUGCAACACCUGGUCGUCUGUGGGAUCAUUUGUCUGACACAAAAGGCUUUUCUCUGAAAACCCUGAAAUAUCUGGUUCUCGAUGAAGCAGACAGACUGCUGAACGAAGACUUUGAGAAAUCUCUUAACCAGAUUUUGGAAGAGAUCCCUCGUGACCGUAAAACAUAUCUUUUUUCAGCGACUAUGACUAAAAAGGUUCGAAAACUUCAAAGGGCUUGUUUGAGGAAUCCUGUGAAGAUCGAAGCUGCCUCCAAAUAUUCCACUGUUGAUACUCUGAAACAGCAGUUUCGACUUGUUCCUGCUAAAUACAAGGAUUGCUAUCUUGUAUACGUUCUGAGUGAAAUACCUGAAUCAUCAUCAAUGAUUUUCACUCGGACGUGUGAUGGAACUCGUUUUCUGGCUUUGUUGCUUCGAAGCCUUGGUUUUAGAGCCAUUCCUAUCAGUGGUCAAAUGACUCAGUCGAAGAGACUAGGAGCCUUGAAUAAGUUCAAGGCCGGGGAAUGCAACAUCCUGGUUUGUACGGACGUGGCUAGUAGAGGACUCGAUAUCCCAUUGGUUGAUGCGGUCAUCAAUUACGACAUUCCCACAAAUUCAAAGGAUUACAUUCACAGAGUGGGAAGAACUGCUCGUGCUGGACGUUCUGGUGUCGCGAUAUCGCUUGUAAACCAGUAUGAGGUUGGAUUGUUCAAACUAAUAGAGAAACUCAUUGAGAAGACAAUACCAGUUUAUCCAGCUGAGGAAGACGAAGUCAUGUUAUUGUUGGAGAGAGUUGCAGAAGCCAGAAGAUUAUCCGCGAUGAAUAUGAAUGAAUCAGUCGGCGGCGGUGGAGGCAAGAAGAAAAGGGGAGAAGAGGAUGAAGAGAGAGAGAGGUUCUUGGGAGGUAUCAAUGAAAAGAAGAAACCUUCCAAGAAGUUUAAACGAAGAAAUGAUAGAAAGUUUUGA
Arabis nemorensis is the source of this 1371-nucleotide messenger RNA. The record is from the annotation of a GenBank genome assembly. NCBI's taxonomy places the organism in Eukaryota, Viridiplantae, Streptophyta, Magnoliopsida, Brassicales, Brassicaceae.